Cygnus olor (mute swan) is the source of this 3073-nucleotide messenger RNA. RefSeq names its product zinc finger DHHC-type palmitoyltransferase 17 (gene ZDHHC17). Gene Ontology annotation, biological process: protein palmitoylation. Gene Ontology annotation, molecular function: protein binding; palmitoyltransferase activity. Lineage: Eukaryota; Metazoa; Chordata; Aves; Anseriformes; Anatidae. Gene Ontology annotation, cellular component: Golgi membrane. The transcript has 17 exons. The record is from RefSeq and is a predicted model, not a curated record. The coding region runs from base 58 to 1926 and encodes 622 amino acids.
CGGCCGGCGGCGCGCGCGCAGCACCCGGCAUGCAGCGGGCGGCGGGCUCGCUCCAAGAUGGCGGCGCCGCUGGAGGAGUACGAGAAGGAGGCGGGCUGCGUGCCCAUCCUGCACCCCGAGGAAAUAAAGCCUCAAAGUCAUUACAACCAUGGAUAUAGUGAAUCUCUUGGACGAAAAAGCCACAUUGAUGAUUACAGCACUUGGGACAUUGUCAAAGCCACACAGUAUGGAAUAUAUGAACGAUGUAGAGAGUUGGUGGAAGCAGGUUAUGAUGUACGACAACCAGACAAAGAAAACGUAACGCUUCUCCACUGGGCUGCAAUCAACAACAGGAUAGAUCUGGUGAAAUACUAUAUAUCAAAAGGUGCUAUCGUUGAUCAGCUUGGAGGAGAUUUAAAUUCUACCCCACUUCACUGGGCAACAAGACAGGGUCACUUAUCCAUGGUUGUACAGCUGAUGAAAUAUGGCGCGGAUCCGUCGCUAAUUGAUGGAGAAGGAUGUAGCUGUAUUCAUUUGGCUGCCCAGUUUGGACAUACUUCAAUUGUUGCUUACCUGAUAGCAAAGGGACAGGAUGUGGAUAUGAUGGAUCAAAAUGGAAUGACACCUCUAAUGUGGGCAGCUUACAGAACGCAUAGUGUGGAUCCAACGCGAUUGCUACUUACAUUUAAUGUUUCUGUUAAUCUUGGAGACAAAUAUCACAAAAACACAGCAUUGCACUGGGCUGUGCUAGCGGGAAAUACUACAGUUAUUAGUCUUCUGUUAGAAGCUGGAGCUAAUGUUGAUGCUCAGAAUAUAAAGGGAGAAUCACCACUUGAUCUAGCAAAACAGAGGAAAAACGUUUGGAUGAUCAAUCACCUACAGGAAGCAAGACAGGCUAAGGGAUAUGACAGUCCAUCCUUUCUGAGAAAACUAAAAGCUGAUAAGGAAUUCCGUCAGAAGGUGAUGCUGGGAACUCCUUUCCUAGUUAUUUGGCUGGUUGGGUUCAUAGCAGACCUAGACAUUGAUUCUUGGCUCAUUAAAGGGCUGAUGUAUGGUGGCGUUUGGGCUAUGGUGCAGUUUCUUUCAAAGUCAUUCUUUGAUCACUCUAUGCACAGUGCAUUGCCUCUUGGAAUAUACUUGGCAACAAAAUUCUGGAUGUAUGUGACGUGGUUCUUCUGGUUUUGGAAUGAUCUCAAUUUUUUCUUUAUACACCUUCCAUUCCUUGCUAAUAGUGUUGCACUUUUCUACAAUUUUGGAAAAUCCUGGAAAUCUGAUCCGGGAAUCAUCAAAGCCACAGAAGAACAAAAGAAAAAGACAAUAGUAGAACUUGCAGAGACGGGAAGUCUGGACCUCAGUAUAUUCUGCAGUACAUGCUUGAUACGGAAGCCAGUGAGGUCCAAACACUGUGGUGUAUGCAAUCGAUGUAUAGCAAAGUUUGAUCACCACUGCCCGUGGGUGGGUAACUGCGUAGGAGCAGGGAACCAUCGCUAUUUUAUGGGAUACCUGUUCUUCCUCCUAUUUAUGAUCUGCUGGAUGAUUUAUGGAUGUAUCUCUUACUGGGGUUUCCACUGUGAGACAAGUUACGCAAAGGAUGGAUUUUGGACCUAUAUUACACAGAUUGCUACCUGUUCUCCUUGGAUGUUUUGGAUGUUUCUAAACAGUGUUUUUCACUUCAUGUGGGUGGCUGUGUUACUCAUGUGUCAGAUGUAUCAGAUAUCUUGCUUAGGAAUCACUACAAAUGAAAGAAUGAAUGCAAGACGAUACAAGCACUUUAAAGUUACAACCACGUCUAUUGAAAGCCCAUUCAACCAUGGAUGUAUAAGGAACAUUAUAGACUUCUUUGAAUUCAGAUGCUGUGGUCUUUUUCGGCCUGUCAUCGUGGACUGGACAAGGCAGUACACAAUUGAAUAUGACCAAACUUCAGGAUCAGGCUACCAGCUAGUGUAGCACCACCUUUGUCCUGUGAGCAUAUCAUAUCUGAGUGGUGCCUGAAAAUUUUUCUCUCUCUCUCUCGAAUCCACAUCCCUUGAAGAGUAGCAUGCUAUGUGUAGGGCUGGUGAUGAAUCUUAAGGUACCUUCUCUUCAUCAGAGUUUUAUUAACAAGAGUGAAAAUGGACAGAAUAAACUGCCAAACCUGAUAAGGAAGAGGAGGAAGAUCAAAAAGGGAUUUUAACAGUUCUUAACAUGAGAAUUAUUCGCAACAGCAUAUUCACAGUAUUUGUUGUUGUUUUUUUAUUUAAGAUCUUUCACAAUGGAGCAUGAGUUUAUUGAAGUAUUGACAUAAGUAGUUAUGUUGUGCUGAGCAGAAAAAUUCAUUUCCCAAUAUGAAUAAUUCCACUGAAACAAGAAUUUAGAAUAUAAAGCUAAAUUUCAUGAUGCAGAGUUCACUGAUCGCUAUGGUGUAGUUCCUGUAAUGUGAUUUUUUUAAUACAGAUUUUCUGUAGUAUUAUGUACAUUGAAAAAUGUGCUUUUCAAUACUGUGAAAAACAUCAUGUGGUGGGAAUCCCCUGUAAUGUGUUACGUUAGAGCAGUAGGGCACAUCAGAUAAUGGUUCUAAAAAGAAAAAAGAACUGCCCACAUUUUUUGGUGAAUGUUACUGUCACCAGUUACUGGUACAGCUAAAUACUUGUAAAGGCCCUGUUCUGAGAUUAUGUAGUCUGAAAUGAAUGAUUGUGCAAGUAAGAAAAGCUCUUCUGUCAAAGUUAAAGCCCUGCUUAAAUGCAUGAUAUACCUGUAAAGCUAGUUCAGGAAAAAAAAAAAGUGGAAAAACUUCAUUAUCUUUGAAGUAAAUGUAUAAACAAUUUACAGAGUAGCAAUGUUUCAUUACUAGGUUUGGUCCCCAUACAGUACAGUGUAGUGUAAUUGCAGACACGUUCAAAGAGAAAUUGCAUGGGGGAAACCAAAGGUGUGAGAGCAAAAAUCUCAGUUAUAAAAAGACAAGAUGAAAUGGUUUUUAAUUGACUGCAACUGCAGAAGAAGAAACUAGAGUCAUCUGAAUUAUACUUACUUUGUUUGGAAGUAAAAUGAUGGAAAACUUAAAAAAAAAAAAAAAGUCCAAAAUAGCACAUGCACAUAGAAAAUGUAAUGCAACAUU